AUGACGACUAUUCCAGCUCGCCUGGCCAAGGCUGCGCAGGUGUCUACGUCUCUAGCACAUGCUCAGAGCCGCGCUCGCUCUCUAUACCGCAACUUUUACCGCUCGGUCCCCGAAAUCUGCGCCUUGUACCCUAUUGAUGUGCCCCCGGCGCUAAUGCGGGCCAAGAUCCGCUCGAUGUUUGAGCGCUACCGCGACGUGAAGGAUGUCGCUGUGCUCGACGUGCUCUUGCUGAAGGGCUACCAGGAGUACCAGGAGACUAUGAACGCCUGGAAGCAGACGCCUCAUGUGAUGCGUUUGUUCGCAGAGGAGGAGGCGCCGGCCACACCCAAGACUUUCUUGGAAAAGUUCUACGCUACGCGUGACCAGGGCCGCGGCCCGACCCACGAGGGACUGUAG
Malassezia pachydermatis is the source of this 396-nucleotide messenger RNA. RefSeq lists its product as hypothetical. The transcript is spliced from 3 exons. Gene Ontology annotation, biological process: response to oxidative stress. Lineage: Eukaryota; Fungi; Basidiomycota; Malasseziomycetes; Malasseziales; Malasseziaceae. The record is from RefSeq and is a predicted model, not a curated record. Bases 1 to 396 code for a protein of 131 amino acids.